This is a messenger RNA of Trichoderma citrinoviride, 1866 nucleotides long. RefSeq lists its product as hypothetical. Bases 1 to 1866 code for a protein of 621 amino acids. The transcript is spliced from 2 exons. Lineage: Eukaryota; Fungi; Ascomycota; Sordariomycetes; Hypocreales; Hypocreaceae. The record is from RefSeq and is a predicted model, not a curated record.
AUGCCGCCUCACGUGCUCGUGCGAGCGGCUCAUAGCAAAGAGCAGGAGCAGGAGACCCUUCCUGCUCCUCUCCUCUCCUUCUUCUUCUGCCUCGCCUUCCUCGUCUUGGUCUCACACCUCGCCAACUAUCUCGAGGCCUACAAACGGAGACUCGUAAAGUUUCUUCUUCUCCCCCUAGAGACUCCGCCAGACCAUCACGACGGGCCUGGAGAUGACGAGCAGCUUUAUUGUCAUUUCUCGGAGAAAGACUUUGAUCGCGUCCUCCCCGUCCAUCGAUUCCACUACGCUCCUCGCACGGGUGACAAUCCAUUUGCCGACAUGUCUGCGUCGCAAUACGCCCUAGACAGCGAUAAACGCAUCCUCUACCAUGCCCAAGUCACUCUGGGAUGUAACGGCCUGCGAGACCUCUUCAGCCUAGGGUUCAUGCGCCAGGACACUCUAGAGAGGAGAAUCAACGCCGCCGGCAAGAAGAUUAUCCUGAACAGCAUUGUCUCUGUCAGUGCCGUCUGGCUUCGCGAGAAGAUCUGCCGUGCCUACUCUGCCCCUACCAUGGUGCUGCCCUCACUCAAGGAGCUCUGUCUCUUCCUCGACGGAAAAGGCUGCUCGCGAGACAUGUGCUGCCAGAUCUUCUACGAGGCCUUCCAGAAGGCUGACCCGAACCACGCCGACAAGAUCGCGCUGCCUGUCGGCAGUAUCGUCUUGACCAGUUUCCGUGCUGUCGUCGACCACCUAUACGAUCAUUGGCAGCAGUGGCUUCUGGAAGCUGCAGGCCCAAAGCAAACUCCAGAAAAGAAGGUUCCUGCCAUUGAAACCUCGGGCCAUUUUCCUGCCCCGAAGGAGGUUCAGCAAAAGGCCAAGGACGGAAAGCUGCCCUAUCCCGCCUACAACCACGAGCUUGUCCGGAUGUCCGCGGAUGAGUAUAAUCUUCGUCUUCAGGCAGGCCUUGAACAGCUUCACAAGGACCAGGAACCGCCCCCCAGCCAUCGCAAUGGCAGUGUCUUUCAUGGAAACAGGGCACCGAUUGGACACUGCCCCCCCUAUGAUAUCGGACGCGCCAGCUCUUGGGGCUCUCAGCCCGACCAGUCCGAAAGAUGCGUCACUCGACUCCAAGACUGCGUGUGCAAAUCUUGCCACGUCAAAGGUUGGCUUUCUCGUAUACCCAAAGGGGGAGCUGAAGACCAAGACUUAAAUACCGGUACCCUAGGUCACCCAGUCAACGAGAAUGAAAACCUGGCCAUGACCGCGAAGCGAGCGGCCUUGCUGGCCAAGAUUGACCGGCUCACCAAGCGUCACCGCGAUCCUUUCUUCUCCGAAACCGACUCUGAGGACGAGAGAACACAGGAUCCGGAGCCGCUCGUAUUCGGACCCAAGCUACCGCAAGUGUCACAUCCAGAACAUGACGGCAAUGGAGGAAAAGAAAGUAAGGGUGCGGAGAGUGCAUUUUCGUGCGAUCUGAUCUGUUUUGAUAAGGAUGGCAUUGGAGUGGGCGAAGUUGAUCAUUUCUUGGCAGAUGUUGAAGUUUCUCCUGCGGGAGGAGAUCAGAGUCCGGCUACAGCACCGGAAGUCGAAGGCGGGUCUCACAAUGAAGAGAGACUGGGCGAGGAGCCCGACAUGGAAGUCUCUCUGCUCGACGGCUCUCCACAGAAGGGCAACAUACAAAGCCUUCCAUCAGGGCUCACGGCGGAUAUUCAGAUUGGUUGCAUCAAGCCGAUGCGCAGGGAUCCCCCGUACGGCCCUGUCGUCCAUGACUUGUUUUAUGCCCGGGACAACGUCUGGGUCCAGCAAGUGAAGCGCUCCACUGCUCUUGAGAUGUGGGAUGUCACUGAAAACUCGGACUCGAAGGAUGGCGACCAGCCUUCGACAUGA